Messenger RNA from Triticum dicoccoides, 1283 nucleotides. RefSeq lists its product as uncharacterized. The transcript is spliced from 4 exons. NCBI's taxonomy places the organism in Eukaryota, Viridiplantae, Streptophyta, Magnoliopsida, Poales, Poaceae. The record is from RefSeq and is a predicted model, not a curated record. Bases 1 to 1179 code for a protein of 392 amino acids.
AUGAGGGAAGUAUGGAAUAUUUCAGGUGAGGAGUUUUAUGGAUUUAUGGGGCCUGACUGGUUCCUCAUUCUGCUGGACCAACUGGGGUCACCGGCUCUGCGUGCACAUUGUGUUUUUGGUUUAGUGAAACUUAUAUCUCUAGAACAUCCAAGUUGUAUAGUCCGAAGAUCGGUCGAUGUUCCGAGACAAACACGGUGUUUUUUCCCAGAUUCCGAACCGAUCGUUCGUGCGCAGCAGGAGAAAGUAUGCUGCACUAUAGCCUCCAAUCUUAAAAAAAAAUUCAUUUUUCUUGCCCCCAGCCCACCUACUUUUGAAGUCUCUCGAGCCUUCUCAUCAGAUCACCGCCCACCACCUGAUUUUCUCCCCCUUCCUCCGAUCCACACGCUGGGGUACUGUGUGGAUAUCUGUAUAUACUCCUACUUACUACUCCACCUCCGCGACUUCGCUCCUGCCGGCCCGGCCAUCUCCAUCCACCGGCUGCUCUGCUCCGGUCCGGUCCGGCCGGCCACCUCGCCACCACUGCCGCCUUGUGAUGCUUCUCUCUCUCUCUCUCUCUCUCUCUCUCUCUCUCUCUCUCUCUCUCUCUCCGGGAGCUCGGAGGGGAUCCUUGGUGUUCUUAGCGGGGAAGGAGGAGGCGCCCCUGCAUUUGACUAUUUUGGAGCAAUCUGGAGCAACCAUGGCGCCGCCUUGGUGAAACCCGCUGCCUUCCAAGGUCCCGCUGCUGCUCACCUGGAUCUGGCCGCCGCUGUUAUUCCGCACGCCCAGCCCGUCCGCCCCCGCCCAGCAACACAGUGCACUCCUGUGCCUCCCCUCGUUUCUCUCCUUCCUCCUAGUUUUCUUUCUCUCACUCAUCCUCCCUCGUUUUUUUUCAGGAGCACGCCGGAGCAGCCAUGGCGCCGCCUCAGAGAAACCCGGCGCCUUGCAAGGUCCCGCCGCCACUCACCUGGAUUCGGCCGCCAUCGCUCGCCCAUCGGUCGCCGCCCUCUGCAGGAGAGCCGCAUACCGGCCCGCAGGCUCGUUGAGUCGCUCCGAUCCGGAUCGAUUGGGAGAUGCCGAUGGGUUGACCCAGCCCGCCGACUCUCCACUUUUCUCCUCCUUCAUUUCAGAGCGCUCCUCCCGCCUAGCUGCGCCGCCCAGCGCCGCCUCCCCGUCAUGGCUGCCCCCUGCAAUAAGGAUUGAAUAGUCGAAAAUACAGGGUCUUUUUGUAAUAACGAAUCGUUUUCUGAGAUAGCAACUUAAAAAGGGACUGCGGGUUGAAUACUCAAAAACGGAGGUUUUUUUUU